AAUUUAAAAUCAUUUCCAUAGGUCAUGAGCGAAUUGUUGAAGUGCUACUUAAAAACGGUGCAAAUGUCAACGAUAGAAAUGACUACGGAGAAAAUGCCUUGUAUUUGGCUUCGCGUAAAAAAAAUAGGAAAAUCAUUGAACUUCUAAGUAUGCGGCCCUCAGAAAAUGCCUGUUUCCGACAUUCAACGGAUCGUAUAAUAAUUGGUGAAUUGGUCCCAGACGAUGAAAAUCCACUGAUUUUUGUAUUUGCAAGAAAUUAUUCAGGGGAUCGUAGUUUGAAUGGUGAAUUAGCCGAAAAUAAUGAAUUCCCUUGGAUGGCAGCAUUGGUCUAUUUCGACGAGGAUUAUAAGGUGUCCUUCGAUUGUGGUGGUACAAUCAUUUCAAACAAAUUUGUGCUGACGGCAGCACACUGUGUGAGUCAGCGACAACCGACAAUGGUCCGUAUGGGAAAGGUGUCUUUGAAAAAUGGAAAUAACGACGUAAUUAAAGCAACCAAUCAUGAAAUUGAGGAGAUCAUCGUUAAUCCGCUUUAUGAUCUUGACACGAAAGUGAAUGACAUUGCUUUGAUUCGGGUAAAAAACACAAUCCAAUUUUCAAGUUACAUUGGGCCAGCUUGCUUACAAACUAAUUUAGAUGACAUACCAUCGGAUGUGAAGCUCACUGUAACCAGCUGGCGAGCUAUAUCACCUGAAUAGAAUGUGCAAUCAGAGUCCCUGCUCAAAACGGAAUUGAUUACGAUGCCACUAUCGGAAUGCAACGCAACAAUGAUGGAAUGGAAUCGAGAGCCAAAUUUGCCAACCUAUCGAAACGGUCUGAUUGAAGGACAGUAUUGUGCACAUGACCCUCAAGGAAAAAACGACACUUGCUACGGAGACACUGCUGGGUCAUUGCAAUAUUUCCCCCACAAUGAAACAUCGCUGGCCACGGUGGUUGGCAUUGCAUCGUUUGGUCAAAGCUGUGGUCUUGCUCUACCAACCAUUUUCACUAGGGUCGCAUAUUACUUGUACUGGAUCGAAAGAGUCGUUUGGCCCAAUGUAUAAGGCAACCAAAUGAUUUGAAUUUGGAUGAACGAAAACACUUUUAAUGAAUAAUUUUUUUUAGUUCUCUUACUCAUUCACCCAAAUGUAUAUGAUUUUUUGAACAUUUUUUUAAUUCAAUAAAAUGAGAAUAAUUUUUCAUGCA
This is a messenger RNA of Contarinia nasturtii (swede midge), 1182 nucleotides long. RefSeq names its product phenoloxidase-activating factor 3-like. The record is from RefSeq and is a predicted model, not a curated record. The transcript has 7 exons. Gene Ontology annotation, biological process: proteolysis. Gene Ontology annotation, molecular function: serine-type endopeptidase activity. NCBI's taxonomy places the organism in Eukaryota, Metazoa, Arthropoda, Insecta, Diptera, Cecidomyiidae. The coding region runs from base 150 to 695 and encodes 181 amino acids.